This is a messenger RNA of Brachypodium distachyon (stiff brome), 1952 nucleotides long. Its product is annotated as probable glucuronosyltransferase Os05g0123100. Gene Ontology annotation, cellular component: Golgi membrane. NCBI's taxonomy places the organism in Eukaryota, Viridiplantae, Streptophyta, Magnoliopsida, Poales, Poaceae. Gene Ontology annotation, biological process: plant-type secondary cell wall biogenesis; glucuronoxylan biosynthetic process. The coding region runs from base 475 to 1617 and encodes 380 amino acids. The record is from RefSeq and is a predicted model, not a curated record. Gene Ontology annotation, molecular function: xylosyltransferase activity; galactosylgalactosylxylosylprotein 3-beta-glucuronosyltransferase activity. The transcript is spliced from 3 exons.
CUGCUGAGGAACAGACAGACAGGCAAGUCUCACCGCACACACAGAAGCAAGCAAGCAGUCAUUCCUCCCGCCCUCUUUAAACGCACGCUGCUCUCCGUCGCCAACAACCGCCCCCCAAAAAACGCCAUUUUCACUUCACCCUCAAAGCUCCAAGAAGCAGAAGAAUUCACCACAAGACCUUCCAUUCCAGCUGCCCUGAUCUUCUUCUUCUUCGCUGAGGAGAACCCCACCACUAGGCACAAAUCUUGGUUCUGAUCUAGGAGGAGGAGGAGGACUGCCUCCACAUUUAUGCCUGCCCCAUCUUGAAUUCUUGCUCGCUUUGCUUGCUCCAUCCACAUUGAUUGAUUCGGCCUCGUUCGUCCUGGCGUCUGGAGCUUCUUCGUCGGUGGAGCUCCGGCUGUUUGUGAGGGGCUUGAUUUGAUUUGAGGAGGUUGGUUGGUUGGUUUGAUCUGGAUUUGGAUCCUUGGGCUUGAUAUGGGGACGGGGGCGGCGGCGGCGGCGGAGCGGCCGAAGCAGGCGCAGCGGCGGGGCGGGCACCUGUGGAAGAGGGCGCUGCUCCACUUCUCGCUCUGCUUCGUCAUGGGCUUCUUCACCGGCUUCGCGCCCUCCUCUUCUUCCUCCUGGAGAUCCAGCGCCGGCGGCGGGGGCGGCCUGCACCCGCACGGCGACCAGCUCGCGGCUUCCCGCGUCGCCGUCAACAGCGACCAGCACCUCCGCCUGCCGCCGCCCUCGCCCGAGGGCUCCGCGGCGGCGGGCGGCGGGGGCGCGACGGUGGACCUGGACGACGACGAGGAGGAAGGGCGCGGGCCGAGGAGGAUGCUGAUAGUGGUGACCACGACGCGGGGAGGUGGGGAGGAGCGGCGGCGGCGGCGGCCGGAGCUGCUGCGGCUGGCCCACACGCUGCGGCUGGUGCGCCCGCCGGUGGUGUGGGUGGUGGUGGAGCCGGCGGCGGACGCGCCGGCCACGGCGGAGGUGCUGCGGGGCACGGGGGUCAUGUACCGGCACCUGGCGUUCCGGCCCGAGGAGAACUUCACGACGGCCGCCGCCGAGGCCCACGCGCAGCGCAACGCCGCGCUCGCCCACGUCGAGAAGCACCGCCUCUCCGGCGUCCUCCACUUCGCCGACGCCGCCGGCGUCUACGACGCCCGCUUCUUCGACGAGAUCCGCCAGAUCGAGGCGUUUGGCACAUGGCCAGUGGCAACGAUGUCUGCGGGCGAGAAGAAAGUAGUGGUGGAGGGGCCACUGUGCAGUGCGUCGAAGGUAGUCGGUUGGUUCUCGAGGAACUUCAAUGACGGAACCACCCGUACAGUGACAUAUAACACAGAGGCUGACCUGAAUCCUGCCGGGGCUGCUGGCACGCGAGCACACACCAUUGAUGUAUCAGGGUUCGCGUUCAACAGUUCUAUUUUGUGGGACCCUGAGCGAUGGGGCCGACCAACAUCAUUACCGGACACUUCACAGGAUUCCAUCAAGUUUGUGCAAGAGGUGGUGCUAGAAGACAGGAAUAAACUGAAGGGUAUCCCCUCUGACUGCUCCCAGAUCAUGGUGUGGCAAUAUACUGUUCCUAGCCCCAUUCCUCUAAAAAAAUCGCCCCCGAAAACUCACCAUAGAAGGUAGGGAGGGAGUGAGAGGAAACAAGAGGAAAUCUUCUGCAGAAAGACGAUGCGAGAAACAAGAAGAAAUCUUCUGCAGAAAGACGACGUGAGUUGAUGUAAAUGUGGCGAAAACAAGAGAUAAGGGAGAGAAGAUUGCUUACACCGAAUUCCUUUUUUUUCUUUUCUUUUCAUUUUUGUUCUUUUGGGAGGGGUCAUGAAUUAUCCUCGGAAAAUCUUCCCCGCCCCAAGCAAUAGUAUUUAUUCAGAUUUACAUUUAUGAUUCUUUAACUCGCGACCGCUCCUCUCUUCCAGGUAAAAUCUUUUCAGAACCCCUCCCCCCUUUGUGGAGUGCAAUAA